Theobroma cacao (cacao) is the source of this 1734-nucleotide messenger RNA. RefSeq names its product cytochrome P450 81Q32-like. Lineage: Eukaryota; Viridiplantae; Streptophyta; Magnoliopsida; Malvales; Malvaceae. Gene Ontology annotation, molecular function: iron ion binding; heme binding; oxidoreductase activity, acting on paired donors, with incorporation or reduction of molecular oxygen. The record is from RefSeq and is a predicted model, not a curated record.
AAUUAAACCCAUCAUCAAAUUAAAGUCGAAGAGAGUUCACCGAGGCUAAUUAAACAUGGAAGAAACAACAAUUCUUUACUCCUCUCUUUCUCUUGUCUUUCUCCUCAUUUCUUUAAACUUCUUCUUUCAAUCCAAAAAAUCCCACAAAAACCUCCCUCCAAGCCCACCUUCACGUCCGAUCCUUGGCCACCUCCACCUCCUAAAGCCCCCCAUCCAUCGCUCCUACCAUGCUCUUUCCCAAAAAUACGGUCCUAUCUUCUCCCUCCAGCUUGGCUCUCGACUUCAGGUUGUAGUAUCAUCUUCAGCCGCAGCCGAGGAAUGCUUUACCAAGAACGAUAUCAUUUUGGCGAAUCGACCCAGGUUAAUCCGGGGAAAGCACCUAGGCUACAACUAUACCACAGUUUCAGCCUCGCCUUAUGGUGACCAUUGGCGCAACCUACGCCGAAUCGGUGCCAUUGAAAUCUUCUCAUCAAGUCGCCUAAACACAACAAUAAGUGUUCGAAGAGACGAGAUCAGGCGCUUGUUGCUGAAACUGUCGCGUGAUUCACGCCAACACUUCACGAAAGUGGAGCUGAAAUCUAUGCUUUCUGAGUUGACCUUCAAUAACAUCAUGAGGAUGGUAGCAGGGAAGCGGUACUAUGGAGAUCAAGUGACAAAUGAAGCAGAAGCAAAAGAGUUUAGGGACUUAAUAGCAGAGGUAUUUAAGAAUGGUGGAGCAGCAAACCCAGCAGAUUUCUUUCCGAUGUUGAACUGGAUCGGUCAAUGGUAUGAAAAGAUGGAUAAGAAGCUUGGAAAGAGAAUGGACGUGUUUUUUCAGAAGUUGAUUGAUGAGCACCGAAGCAGUAGGCAGGAAAAUACUAGUAUGAUUGCUCACCUUCUUUCCCUGCAAGAAUCUGAGCCUCAUUACUACACUGAUGAAAUUUUGAAAGGGCUCAUGUUGGUGCUGAUACUUGCAGGAACAGACACAUCUGCAGUCACAUUAGAGUGGGCAAUGUCCAAUUUGCUUAACCACCCAGAAGUGUUGAAGAAAGCCAGAGCUGAAAUAGACAGUCAAAUUGGCCAAGAAAACUUGAUUGAUGAGCCAGAUGUUUCCAAACUACAUUACCUCCAAAGCGUUAUAUCCGAGACUCUUCGAUUAUACCCUGCACUUCCUCUCCUGCUUCCACACAUGGCAUCCAGUGAUUGCACCAUAGGUGGAUACAACGUACCACGUGACACGAUCGUAAUGGUCAACGCAUGGGCUAUUCAUAGGGAUCCUAAACUAUGGGAUGAUCCAACAAGUUUCAAGCCAGAGAGAUUUGAAAACGAGAAAGGAGAAUCACACAAGCUCAUGCCAUUUGGACUAGGAAGGAGGGCAUGUCCAGGAGCAAGCCUAGCUCAGCGCUUGGUGGGAUUAACUCUGGGAUCAUUGAUUCAAUGCUUUGAGUGGGAAAGGGUUGAUGGGAAGGAAAUUGACAUGACUGAAGGAACGGGUAGCACCAUGCCGAAAGCUCAGCCAUUGGAGGCUAUGUGUAAAGCUCGCCCUAUCGUGAAUAAAGUAGUUUACAAGGAAAAUGUUUAGUUUAAUAGUCAUAAGUUUGAUGAACAUAUUGUAAAAAUAGGCUUUGAUUUCUUAUCUAGUAUACAUAUUCUUGUAGUAGGACACCGUUCAGUGUUCAUUGUUAUUAUUAUAAUAAUUUUGUUUAGGUUUGUACUAAUGAGAAACCUUACUGUAAGAGGAUCUGCUUAAUGCAG